AUGAAAAUUAAUUCCUUAUUAUUUUUCUUUUCGCUUUCGUUUUUGAUUUUAUUUGUUUCACUUCUGGAGAUUAAUUAUUUAAUAUCAUCACAACCUUCUCCAUCUUUAUCUACUAAAUCUUCAAGCACCUCGGGUACAACUAAAUUACAAUCAACAACAAUAAUUUCAACUUCAAGUUUUUUAGAAUAUCAACAACAAUUCACAGAUUGGAUGAUUCAAAACAAUAAAUCAUACACAAACAAUGAAUUCUUGACAAGAUUCCAUAUUUUUAUUGAUAAUCUGCUUUAUGUCAAUCAAUUCAAUUCAUUGACUGGAAAUGAUACUGAUGCCAUGAGAUUGGGAAUGAAUGUAUUUGCUGAUUUGACACUCGAUGAAUUCGCCAACACUUUCCUUGUGAAAGAUUUAUCAAAUUUCUCAUUAAAUUCAAACACAACCACUUCCACAACUUCGAGUACAACUACUACAACAGGAGGUGGAUUAUUAGGAGGAUUAUUAACAAGGGUUUUAGCAAUUGGAACUGGAGGAUCUACAUCUGGUGGUGGUGGUGGUGGAUUGUUAGGUGGUCUUUUAACAUGUUCAUCUCAACCAUCAAAAUCAUCUCUUAGAACUUUAAUGGCUGUCACUGUAGAUUGGAGAAGUUAUCUACCUCCAGUUAAAAAACAAGGAUCAUGUGGAAGUUGUUAUGCAUUUGGACCGCUAGCUCAGCUUGAAACUGCAUUGGCCAUAAAAGGUCAAAGAGUAUCUCUUUCAGAACAAGAAAUUGUUGAUUGUACAUCAAGUUAUGGCAAUAAAGGUUGUAGUGGAGGAUGGAUGACAAAAGUUUAUAAUUAUAUUUCAGAUGCAGGAGGUGUAAGUUCAGAAUCAUCAUAUCCCUACAAAGGUGUUGUUCAACAAUGUAAACCUGUUGGAACUAAAUAUGGUAUAGUCGUUAAUAAAGUGACUCUUUUCGACCAAAGCGGAAUUGAAAAUGCUUUAACAAACGUAGGACCAGUUGCUGUUGCUUUACAGGCCAAUGUAAGAUCAUUCCAGAUGUACAAAAGUGGUGUCUAUUAUGAUGAUACAUGUGGAGCAGGUCCAAUAGAUCAUAUCGUAGCACUUGUGGGUAUGGGAGAAGAGAGUGGAAAACAAUAUUAUAUUGUUAGAAAUAGUUGGGGUACUGGAUGGGGAGAAGGAGGAUAUAUGAGAAUGGUGCGAACUACUAGACGUGUCAAUGACCAAGGUUAUUAUUUAACAAUACAAUAA
Heterostelium album PN500 is the source of this 1242-nucleotide messenger RNA. RefSeq names its product C1 family peptidase. NCBI's taxonomy places the organism in Eukaryota, Evosea, Eumycetozoa, Acytosteliales, Acytosteliaceae. The coding region runs from base 1 to 1242 and encodes 413 amino acids. Gene Ontology annotation, molecular function: cysteine-type endopeptidase activity. The transcript is spliced from 4 exons. The record is from RefSeq and is a predicted model, not a curated record. Gene Ontology annotation, cellular component: lysosome.